AAAGCCUCCACGCUAUAUAAUCCCACAGUGUUUCUAGCAAUGCCUAAGCGACAAUCAGAAGAUAUGGUUGGCUUCGAAAACUCUCCAGAAACAACCGAACGAGUCAAACAGGCACGCCGCGCGGUGGCGUGCAAAUCGUGCCACGCAUUAAAAGUGCGGUGCACGCCGGCAGACGAGGCCGAACCCAUGGGCCCAUGCUCGCGAUGUCUUAAAACUGAACGGAAAUGCGAGAUCGAGGUGAUCCCGCGCAAAAAAAAGAAAAAGGACGGCGAGCGGAUCGAAGAUUUGGAAAACCAGGUCAGGUUUCUCGCGUCCAAGCUCGACGAGGCGCACGCCGCGAGGAACACACCGCCAGACUCAGCUAUGGAAACACCACGGGCAAAUAUGCGUACGGACGCACCUGGUAUGCGCUUCAGUAGUGGUCCUAUACGGUGCUCGUCUGUAACAAUGAAGCGCGCACAUCUCGAGGGCGAGUUGAAGUUUAUCACCUCCUUCCAACAGGCGAGGUUUCCCCAGAUCGCCGGAGACGUGACCUCCGUCGCCGACCAGCGUAUCGCACUCUUGAGCAGCGAGCACAAGCCGGAUAUAGUCGAUCUGGGACUCUUGACGCUCGCAGAGGCUGAAGAGCGGCUCCAAAUAUACAAGUCCGUGAUCUGCGCGCGCUACCACUUUGUGGAAGUAACAUGCGAGCUCGCAGAGCUACGGGCCUCAGAGCCGUUUCUCUUUCUCACGGUGAUGAACACUGUGACGAUGCUCGUGCAACGACUCCGCGACGCGAGCGCUAGUGACCUUUUGCUCGAGAACCUCUGCAUCAAGGCCAUCACGAACCAGGUGCUUGUCAUUGGAAACAAGUCGCUCGAGCUCCUCAAGUGUCUCUUGUUGCUCUGUGUAUGGAACAACUCCCCCGAGCUCUUCCACCAACGUCGCUAUCACCUCGUCAACUCGCUUUGCGUCUCGAUGGUGCAAGAUCUCGGGCUCUCGGGACGCCCGUACUACAUCGGGCUUUCGGGCCGCCCAUACGUUUACUUCAACCGCGAGCAAGGGGCUAUCAUGCGCCCCAUGGCAAUCCAGGAUCCCAAGAGCCUUGAGUGUCAAAAAAUGGUUCUAUCUGUCUACUUCGUUUCUGUGAGUAAUGCGCUCUUCAUGCGCAGGAGCAUCACGGUGCGUUGGAUGGCGUACUUGGAGGAAUGUUGCGUCAGCCUUGAGGCAAGUGGCGAUGCGAGCCUUGCCAGCAUUGCGUCGUUCGCGCGUCUCAUCCACCAGUUGGAGAAGAUCUACUUCACGGUACACGCGCCAGACGACCACACCUCCUUCGACAUUAACAGCUAUCGUUGCCGUUACAUCGUGAACGAUCUCCAGGACGAGUUGGACGAGCUCAAGAAGACGAUCCCGCCAGACGAUGAUGAAUUUCUCUCGUACUACUACUCCGUCGAGGCGUACCUCCACGAACCGUCCUUGGAGCACGUAUCCGAUAUCCACAGCACCCACAUGAUGGCCGCUAUCACGCGUUGCUCCCACCUGUGCCAGCUCUCAUUGCGCCAUUGUAUGUCGCUCUCGCCACAGCAACUUAGUAGCAUGCCGUUGUUCUACUCCACACGCAUCUUGUACACCGCGGGGCUGUUGUUGCGCUUACGCUAUCUCGUAAUCACCAUGGACACAGGUAUCAGGGAAUCCGUGCCCACUGACUCGCUCAUCCCUAUCCAGCAGAUUUCCAGCAUCAUCGACGUCUCGGUGCAGACGUAUCCGCUUCACAAUUUAUUGCGCAAGAUGCGCUUGGUUCUCGCAUUGUUCAUCCAGACGUACGCAACGCAGGUCAAGACCCUCAUCGGGAAGGAAGUUGGGUCGAAGCUCAGCACGGAACUCAACGCCGAUCUCGGAGCAAAUCUCGACAGCUCGCCACAUUUGGACUUUUCUGGCUUUGCAGAGUCCCCGCGUCACGAAGCUAUGAUGCCCGAGGGUCAACUAUGGCGCAUGGAGACCUCCGCGGGCGGCUUGGACAUGCUCUCCCACGUCGCGCACACCCAGACUCGCUCACCCAUGCCGCUUACACAAGACGUGCGUGAUAUUGCUCCCAGCGACACCUCCUCACCCACAAUUGUGUAUCCGAUAAUGCCCACCCCCAACUACAACGACAUGUUGGCCGACCCCAACUCGCUCGAGAUGUCCUACUGGGCGUUAAACGACGAGUUCUGGACUGACUUGGUCAAAUCGAACUUUGAGAUACCAAACUUUGACAAGUGGGAGGAUAAGAGCGUGGUUGGGAAAUGAUAUACCGAGAAACCCUACGAAUAGGCAACGGCUACGUAAGCAGGCGAUGGCAAUAUGGUCAAACGGUGGUUGAUUACACAAAAUUCGGGAGAUCCACAAACUAUUGAAACCAAAAUAAAAGAUACCCUGGGGGUCUUUAAUUGAAGCCAAAUGAAAUGCCUAUGAGUGGAAACGAUAGAUUUAAAUGUUGUGGGGUUGGGUGAUAUGAUACAUACCGGUAGAUGUGGGAUGCAAAUGCAAUUCAGGUAUAGUAAAUGAUAUCACAACCGGAUAAAGUAAAUGAUAUAGAAAAUGACAAGACAACAAAUAAUUGGGAUAGGGAUAUAACAAGCUUUUGGGUAGAAGGGCGGUAAUCUGGAUGGUGAGUUAGCUAGUUCAAGAAUGAGG
Molecule: messenger RNA, 2655 nt
Organism: Babjeviella inositovora NRRL Y-12698
Lineage: Eukaryota; Fungi; Ascomycota; Pichiomycetes; Serinales
Gene: WAR1
Product: War1p
Exons: 1
Coding region: 385-2268 (627 amino acids)
Biological process (GO): regulation of DNA-templated transcription
Cellular component (GO): nucleus
Molecular function (GO): transcription cis-regulatory region binding; DNA-binding transcription factor activity, RNA polymerase II-specific
Source: RefSeq, a predicted model, not a curated record